UCGUGUUUGUGAUGUUUAAAAAUGGCGGCAGAGUUCAGGCUACUACAGUCUCGGCUUCAUUUGGCUCAACGCCAGGGACCGUACGAAAGAUCUGAUGGGAGAGAGCUGAACGAGAGAAGACCAACGGCUUUAAACAUAGGUUCUAUAUCGACCGCUGACGGAUCAGCGCUUGUUAAGAUGGGGUGCACAACAGUAAUCUGUGGUGUGAAAGCGGAACUUGCUGAACCGGCGGUCACUACUCCGAAACAAGGGUUUAUCGUGCCAAAUGUGGAUCUGCUACCUCUCUGUUCACCAAUGUUUAAGCCAGGACCUCCAAGUGAACAGGCCCAGGCUUUAAGCAAGAUGAUGCUCGACGUUCUGACCAGUUCAGAAAGCGUAAACCUAGAGAAGUUGUGCAUAGAGGAAGGAAAGCUUUCGUGGUGCCUUACUGUUGAUCUGACGUGUCUGGACUAUGAUGGAAACAUGGCGGAAGCAUGCAUCUUAGCUGCCACUGCUGCACUCUGUUCAUUAACGCUGCCCAAAGUGGUCACAAGCGAUGGUGAAGUCAAUGUGUUACUGGAAAGAGAGAAGGUAGAUAUUAGCGAUGGUCCCCUGGCAGCCACAUUUGCAGUCCUUGCAGAUGAUACUAUUGUGGUUGACCCAACGCAUGAAGAAGAAUGCCUUGCUGCAGAGACCUUCACAGUCGUCUUGAAUGCUGAUAACAACAUCUGUGGAGUUCACAAACCAGGUGGCUUUGCACUCGGCACUGACCAGAUGUCCCAGCAUGUGGAAAUUGCAAGGAAGCUAGUGAAGGACACUCGUGAUUUGCUUUCUACAGCUCUGUCUAAUGUAACUCAGUGCACUGUAUAGAAGCAAACCGUCGAAUACUAGUUCAAUGUGAAAAUAAGUUGUAAGAAAGAUUUAUUUCAGUGACAAUCAACCUUUACUGAACAUUAAAAAUGUACACAUUCAACGACAGCAACACUCAGGAAAAAAAAAAAGCAUUGCUUUGAAACACUUCAUGCAAGUUAAAAACUAUUCUUUACACAUUUCUUUUGUAUGUACAUAUUUUGUCGCCACCACACACACCUCUACUGGGCAGCCUGCAGGGUUUGCCCAAGAAAUACCUUUACAAAAUUUGCAGUGUGGUGGUAACAAGGGAAAUUAUAAUAUAAAGUGUGCGAAAUCCCUUGUUAAGUAAAAACAAUGCAUCGAGAAGAAAAAAUAAUGCUAUCUACUUCAUAAAAAUCUCCUUGCCUGCUGAGUGGCAUGAUCAGUUUCUAUGUACAACACUGGAAAGUCGUUUACAAAGGCAGCAACAGUGCUUUGUAACAGCAACAACACUUUCCCUGGCCAUGUCUCAGUUUUGGUUGCCAAGAUGAAGCAUAUUCAACACAACUGUCCGACGGCCUGCAGAUGUUAAAAUUUCCCUAAAAGUGAAUAUAUACUACAGAAGACCACCCCCCAAAAUGCAGGAACGGACUAACAAUGCACUUCGUGGACCAGUUCCGACAUGCACUGAAACUGUGGCUGGUUGCAAAUUUUAAAAGUUUCCUAAAAGUGAUGUAGAGAAAAAAAAAAUGAAAUGAGACAUAACAUAGAGGACCACUCCCCUCAAAAUGCAGGAAGCUAUGUGCUUGGUGGCCACUCUGAAGCAGAAAAGCAUUCGCUGGAGAUUUAUGGUGUGCUAAUGAUGCAUGGCAUUUCUGCUGAAAUGCACAAAACAAAGGAAGGCCUGGUUGCGGUUAUGUUGUGCAUGCAACCUAGAGGGACUUGGCAGAAUUAAAUGUAUGCAGCCAUAGUUGAAAAAAUUGUGAAACUGGCCGCCUUUCAUGCCUGAAACAGAACGAAAGGGGAGGGACCUGCUUACCUAAAUAAUAAUAAUAAACAAGGUAAAGACAGCCUGCUUGAAAAAACAUCACAAAUGUUAUAGGCCAACUGCAACAAAAUUUUAGACCGCUUAACAAC
This is a messenger RNA of Dermacentor silvarum, 1947 nucleotides long. Its product is annotated as exosome complex component RRP43-like. Gene Ontology annotation, biological process: TRAMP-dependent tRNA surveillance pathway; nuclear polyadenylation-dependent rRNA catabolic process; U1 snRNA 3'-end processing. Lineage: Eukaryota; Metazoa; Arthropoda; Arachnida; Ixodida; Ixodidae. The transcript has 9 exons. The coding region runs from base 22 to 849 and encodes 275 amino acids. Gene Ontology annotation, cellular component: nuclear exosome (RNase complex); cytoplasmic exosome (RNase complex). The record is from RefSeq and is a predicted model, not a curated record.